This is a messenger RNA of Ceutorhynchus assimilis (cabbage seed weevil), 1062 nucleotides long. Lineage: Eukaryota; Metazoa; Arthropoda; Insecta; Coleoptera; Curculionidae. The record is from the annotation of a GenBank genome assembly.
AUGAACAACGACGGAAACAAAUUCUACAACAUGACCAAAUGGCUGCUUAUGGCAGCUGGAAUUUGGACAUUGCACGUUGAAGAUAAUUUGAAAAUGCCUUAUAAAACCUACAAGUUUUUUCUAAGAUUUAAUUAUUUGUGCUGCAAUUUAGCUAUUGCUGCUAAUUUCAUUGUAAACGUAGGUGUGAAUAAUAGAAAAGCUGUUGAAUCUUUAGCAAUAACGAUUAGCAACCUUUGCAUAACCCUAAAACUGAUUUUAUGUAUGGCCAAACGUAUGACAAAACUUUUGAAGAUGGCAAUUGAAGAUUUAAAAAAUAAUGUUUAUAAUGAUAAUCAAAUGCAAGGGAUUGUGCUAAAAUACACAAAACGAAUAACAAUUUUAAAUAUAAUUAUAAUCACGUACACUUUUGGAUUAACAGCACAUUUUAGCAUUUACGGGGGUCUUGUUGAGUAUUACAAAUACACGUACAAUCAUCCAAAUAUAACAGAAAAACCCACUCAUUUGCUUCUAAUGUGGUUCCCGUUCGAUUUGCAAAAGCAUUUUAACUCGGCCAUAGCAUUGCAAAUAUUCAUACUUAUCACGUGCUCAGCAUUUAAUUUUUCUACGCAAGGCUUAUUUAACACUAUGAUGGUUUACGUUGUCAUUAAACUGAAAAUGUUGCAGCAUUUUUUCAGGAAUUUUGACAAGGGGAAUGGAACUGAGAUGAAUAAUUUACAAGCAUGUAUUAGGAAGCAUCAAGAAUUGAUUGAAUUUGCCCAAGAUUUGAAUAGCAGCAUGAAAUAUCUGUUGCUUAUUGAGUAUAGUGUUUCUUCUGUGAUGCUGGCCUCAGUGUUUGUGCAAAUAACAGAAAGAAAUCAAAUUGAAAUCAAUAUCCCUCAUGCCUUGAUACUAACAUUUCAACUAUUUUUGCUAUCUUGGAAUGCACAUGAAAUUAAAACACAGAAAGCUCCGACAGGUGUAUGGACUUAUGGUCUAAGCCUAACAAACCGCAGAUCGAAAAACCCAUUUGGUCACGAUGCUUAUCUCGCCCAGGAGACAUUGUUUACCAAAUACAAAUUUUAG